CAAGUCUACAGAUUUCGUCUUUCCUUCCAACACCCACCUCCGGCCCCCAAAGACUCAAUAACUGGAACCUAUCUCAACAAAUGUCGGGUGAAGGCAAAAGUGGAAAGUCAAGAGGAAAAACUGGAAAUGUUCUUAUCCCUCCAGAUGUCAAGAGAGUGAGGGUGACGCGAUCUCAACGUGCUGGGCUCCAGUUUCCAGUUUCGAGGUUCCACCGCAAAUUGCGGCACAACGACGGUAGGAAGAAGGUUGCUGUUAGCGCUCCAGUAUACCUUGCCGCUGUCAUUGAAUAUCUCGUGGCGGAAAUUGUUGAACUCGCCGGCAAUGCAGCCAAGGACAACAAGAAGCGUCGUAUUCUCCCUCAACACCUGCAACUCGCCGUCCGGAAUGACGACGAAUUCUGCCGACUCCUCGGUAAUGUUAUCAUCGCCGAAGGAGGUGUCAUACCGCACAUCCUUCCACAGCUUCAGACGAGGAAACCUAAGAUACCCAAGACGCAGGAAGUUUGACUUGGUUUGAUCUGUUAUUAAGCGGCAUUGGCUACUUGCAGUAAUAUAAUCGACCAUCUAAUGUACUUUUAUUCCAUACUUUACUUCUAUUCGAU
Guyanagaster necrorhizus is the source of this 601-nucleotide messenger RNA. Its product is annotated as histone-fold-containing protein. Gene Ontology annotation, cellular component: nucleosome. Bases 81 to 506 code for a protein of 141 amino acids. NCBI's taxonomy places the organism in Eukaryota, Fungi, Basidiomycota, Agaricomycetes, Agaricales, Physalacriaceae. Gene Ontology annotation, molecular function: protein heterodimerization activity; DNA binding; structural constituent of chromatin. The record is from RefSeq and is a predicted model, not a curated record. The transcript has 5 exons.